This is a messenger RNA of Cloeon dipterum, 3065 nucleotides long. RefSeq lists its product as uncharacterized. Gene Ontology annotation, biological process: sphingolipid biosynthetic process; fatty acid elongation, saturated fatty acid; fatty acid elongation, polyunsaturated fatty acid. The transcript is spliced from 13 exons. The record is from RefSeq and is a predicted model, not a curated record. Gene Ontology annotation, cellular component: endoplasmic reticulum membrane. Gene Ontology annotation, molecular function: fatty acid elongase activity. The coding region runs from base 87 to 1742 and encodes 551 amino acids. Lineage: Eukaryota; Metazoa; Arthropoda; Insecta; Ephemeroptera; Baetidae.
GGCGGAGGAAGGGGGCUCAUAAACGAAAAGAGAAGGGUAGGAUAAGGCGUGCUGAGCAUUAUUUCGCAGCUGGACAUCGCGGCAAGAUGUUCCUUCGGAUUACCGACUAUAUUUUCGACGCCUAUUUAGGCGGAAUAAAACCAGAUGUGCGAACUAAGGACUGGUUUCUCGUGGACAACAUCGGAGUUAUGAUUUUCGCCUCAGCCCUUUACCUGAUUGUCUGCCAGUUUGGCCCAAAAGUAAUGUCUUUCUUCCACCCCUUUGAGCUACGCCGCCCUAUCAUGAUUUACAACGCGAUUAUGGUCUUCAUCAACGGCGUCAUUUUCUAUUUGGCUGCUUCGGGGGGUUGGUUUACCCAUUACAAGUUUCUGUGCCAAGCGUGCGGCUCAGUGAAUGAGCCAAUCUCCUACACAAUGGCUCGAGCUACACACUUUAUGAUGCUGUCGAAGUACGUGGAGCUGAUUGAUACAGUAUUUUUUAUCCUGCGCAAGAAAAAACGCCAAAUCACAUUUUUGCACGUGUACCACCACUCGACCGUGAUGUACAUGUUCUGGGGCGCCGCGCGUUACAUUCCAGAUGGCCACCUGACACUGAUGGUGCUGGUCAACAGUUUCGUGCACGUGGUGAUGUACUCGUACUACCUGCUGUCGCAGUUCGGGCCGAGCGUGCAAAAAUACCUCUGGUGGAAGAGGUACCUCACUCGAUUGCAGCUGACGCAGUUUGUCGGCGUAAUUCUGCACAGUUUGGUCGUGCUCCACCCCUCGUGCAACUACCCUCCGGCCAUUGCAUUGCUGCCGUCAGCCAACAUCUUUAUUUACUUUUUACUUUUUAUAAACUUUUACAUGAAAAAUUACACAAACAAGAAGCAGAAUGCAGAAAUGCUCAUGCAGUCGGGAAAGAGUUUGGGAACGAUGUGUUUCACAGACCCAAAAUUGAAUUAUCUGCGAACCAAAGACUGGUUUUUGGUGAAUAACUUGGGCUUCACCUUUUUCACCUCGGUAUUCUAUGUCGUUGGCUCAAUCCUGGGACAGAAAAUCAUGAAAUCUUUUAAACCGUUCGAGUUGCGCACUCCUAUCAUGAUUUACAACGUGCUGAUGAUAGCCGUUAAUGGGCUGGUGUUCUAUAUGACUGCUGCUGGAGGAUGGUUCACCCAUUACAAAUUUCUGUGCCAACCACUUGGUUCUAUAGACGAUCCCAACUCAUACAUGAUGGCAAAGGCCUCGCACAUUAUGUUCCUGUCCAAAUUUAUGGAGCUGCUUGACACGGUGUUUUUCAUUCUGCGGAAGAGAGAGCGGCAAAUCUCAUUCCUGCAUGUUUACCACCAUCAUACGGUGAUUUUAAUGUUUUGGGCGAGCACUCGCUACCUGCCAGACGGGCACAGCAGUUUAAUGGCUCAUAUCAACAGUUUCAUCCACGUUAUAAUGUACACCUAUUAUCUUCUCUCGGGUUUCGGCCCCAAAAUGCAGAAGUACCUUUGGUGGAAGAAGCACCUCACACAAAUGCAAUUGUUGCAAUUCGUGAUCGUGAUUCUGCACGACCUCUGGCUCUUGAGCAGCGCGACGUGCGACUACCCGCACGCCAUGUCUUACGUCGCCACCGCCAACCUGGUCUUUUUAAUUGUGUUGUUCACUAAUUUCUACGUGAAAAACUACAGAGAAAAGAGCGUGAAAACGCAAAUCAAUGAAACAGAAGAAAAUAUGUGGGAUACGUGUUUUCCCCCGCAAUCUGAAAAACAGGAUUAGAGGAAAAACGAGUGUAUUAAACGUUUGACUACAUGAAUUUUGUGUAAAAAUUGCUAAAUAAUAAUCGAUCAAUGUUUAGGUGGGGGUUUUAUACGUGUUUUUUUUUGCCAAAAUAGUCAGAUAUAUUUAAACAGUUUUUUAAAGCAAUUAUUUACCCGGUUUUAGAUGGUUUAAUUUAUGAUUAUUUACGGUCAAUAUGGAUUAAUUUUUAUUUUAAAUAAAUAGUAUUAAAGCAUAAAAGUACGUUGGGGAUGAUAUAUUGAACCGACUAACCAAGCACAAGACCUUGUCAUUAUUAAUAUUAAAACUACCAAAUUUGCCAAAAUUUUCAUCGCCAAAUCUCGGGGUUGAGCCUUCAAAAUUACAAAAACUGCACACCGUUCGACUCGUAUCCACAUCCUCUAGAUAACCAAUGGGGUUUGGGGUAGAAUUUUAUUUAUUUAAGAGGAUUGUGAUGAGGGAAUAAGUUAGGGAAAGUGCAAAGCGACGCGAUUUUUAUCGUUUUUCCUGUGCACGGGGUUGCGAGGCGGCGUAAUUUCCUCACAGGGGUGGAAGAGGGAUGAGAGUUUAUCACCCUCAAAACCCUUUGGCUAUUUAGGGGGGGGGGUCGAUGUGAGUCGAACGGAGUGCUUUUUUUGCAAUUCUAACUGUUAUGACCAGAGAUUUGACGGUGACAAUAUUAGAAAAAUUAUAACUUUCGAUUUUUGCUAACAUUAACACCACCAAAUAUCGAGUUUUGACCAUCAGAAUGAUAAAAUUUGCACACCGUAAGACUCGACUAAACCUCCCCUAGAUAGCCAAGGGGUUUGGGAUAGAAUAUUUAUUUAUUUAAGAGGGAUGAGAUCAGUGAGAAUAAAUUUGGGAAAGUGCAAAGCGACGCGAUUUUUAUCGUUACUUAAAUGCAUGGGGUAGAAGGGGGAUGAGGGUGAAUGACCCUCAAAAUCCAUCGAUUUUUUAGGGGAGGUCAAGGCGAGUCGAACGAUGUACAGUUUUUGUAAUUCUGACUGUUAGAAUCUGAGAUUUGGUGGUGACAAUAAUGGUACAAAUGGAACAAUUUGUGUCGCUUCUACUAAUCACUUUUAAAUGGCUUUGGCAGAUAUAGACGGUUUUUAGUGUUGUUUAACAUGCUUAAAAUUGCGUUAUUCGUGCUCAUGAAGAUUUGAAGCGAAGAAAAAAAUAGUCAAUCGUCGAAAAUUAACAGUUUUAAUAUUGCUAUUGCUUAACUAUGUAUUGAUAUUUUUCAGAAAUGUCUGUUUAUUUCAAAGCUACGACUAUUAUUUUGAAGUUAUUGAAUUUAAUAAAUGAACAUUGUACUGAAAUCUG